CGUAUUUCAAACUGAGAAAACUAUAUAGAACUCUGAACACAGAGCAAAAACCAGCAAACAAAAUGUCUGAGGAGGUGAAGCUUUUGGGUGUAUGGGGGAGCCCUUUCAGCCGAAGAGUCGAGCUUGCCUUGAGACUAAAGGGAGUUCCUUAUGAUUAUAUCGAAGAGGAUCUUUUGAACAAGAGCAGUUUGCUUCUUGAGUCUAAUCCAGUGUGCAAGCAGGUUCCUGUGCUCAUCCACGGAGAAAAGACAGUAGUCGAGUCUCUGAUCAUAAUCGAAUACAUCGAAGAUACAUGGAGUACUGCAUAUUCUCUGCUGCGCAAGGAUCCAAUAGAGAGAGCACAAGCGCGAUUUUUAACAAAGUUCAUCGAUGAAAAGUGCCUCCCUGCAGUAUGGAGGUCAUGCUGGAGCCAAGGAGAAGCUCAGAAGAAUUUCAUGGAGGAAUCAAAGAAGAACCUGAGAAUUCUUGAGGAUGAGCUCAAAGGGAAGAAAUUCUUUGGAGGAGAAUCCAUUGGAUUACCUGAUCUCGCGGCAAAUUUCUUGACAAUUUGGACUGAUGUCCUCCAAGAAAUUGCUGGGAUUUGUGUAACAAGUGAAGAAAAACACCCCAUCUUAUGGAAUUGGUCCCAAGAGUUCCUUAAAUGUGAUGCUGUAGGAAAAUGCACCCCUGAUAGGCAAAAUCUACUUGCCAUGUUCCAAGCUCAGAAAGGUGCUAAGAUGAACAAGUCACCUUAGUCCCUUUUAUUCUGAAAAUAUGAAGAUAUAAAUACGAGAAAGCUCCUCGUGCACGUUAGUUCAAUCGUGCUUUCGGUGACAAUAUAUCAACCCGCAGCAGUAUAUAAGUAUGAAUGAUAAAUAUUCGCAUAUUUAUGUGUUGAGAGUAUCAACUUGAUUAAUAAGGAGAUUAGUUUACGCUGCCUUAUGCUAGAAGAAUAAAUUGCUGUAUUCCCAUGCGUUUAGUCUUAUAUUGGCUAAAUACAUGGACCCUUGCAUGCCUAUA
Messenger RNA from Asparagus officinalis (garden asparagus), 999 nucleotides. Its product is annotated as glutathione S-transferase U8-like. Gene Ontology annotation, biological process: glutathione metabolic process. Gene Ontology annotation, cellular component: cytoplasm. The coding region runs from base 63 to 734 and encodes 223 amino acids. Lineage: Eukaryota; Viridiplantae; Streptophyta; Magnoliopsida; Asparagales; Asparagaceae. The record is from RefSeq and is a predicted model, not a curated record. Gene Ontology annotation, molecular function: glutathione transferase activity. The transcript has 2 exons.